Messenger RNA from Talaromyces marneffei, 1335 nucleotides. RefSeq lists its product as uncharacterized. The coding region runs from base 1 to 1335 and encodes 444 amino acids. The record is from RefSeq and is a predicted model, not a curated record. The transcript has 6 exons. Gene Ontology annotation, biological process: actin cortical patch localization; actin filament bundle assembly. Gene Ontology annotation, cellular component: actin cortical patch. Gene Ontology annotation, molecular function: actin filament binding; phosphatidylinositol binding. Lineage: Eukaryota; Fungi; Ascomycota; Eurotiomycetes; Eurotiales; Trichocomaceae.
AUGGUAGCAGCACAGCCGCAAUACGUACGCCGCCGUAAUACUGCAGUGAUCGAUCCACCACUGUUCAGUGUCUUACCCGUCACUGCCGUGACCACCACAAGCUGUGCUCGGAUUCACAACCCGCUGCCCUCAUCUAUGAGGAGCGAGUGUAAGAAAGCUGGAAAGAUUCUUGCUUCGUUUGUUGAUCCAAGGCAAGCCUUUGGUCCGGAUAAGAUCAUUCCGCCAGAGAUCCUGGCUGGUGCAAAGGGUCUCGCCAUCCUUUCGGUUCUCAAGGCUGGUUUUUUGGGCUCUGGUCGUUUCGGUUCCGGUGUCGUGGUUGCUCGACUAGCCGACGGGUCUUGGUCUGCACCAUCUGCGAUCGCUACAGCGGGUGCCGGAUUUGGUGGACAGAUCGGAUUUGAAUUAACGGACUUUGUGUUCAUCCUCAACGAUGCCGCUGCAGUACGUACAUUCUCACAGGCCGGAAGUAUAACAUUGGGUGGAAACGUUUCGCUAGCCGCUGGUCCUGUUGGUCGAAACGCCGAGGCAGCGGGAGCGGCCAGUACGAAAGGUGUAGCAGCCGUGUUCUCAUAUUCAAAAACCAAAGGCUUGUUCGCUGGUGUCAGUUUGGAAGGAAGUGUGUUGGUAGAACGCAAAGAUGCCAAUGCCAAACUCUACAGCAGCGGUGUUAGUGCUCGCCAGCUCCUUUCCGGAGCCGUACCUCCUCCUCCAGCUGCAGAGCCUCUGAUGCGGGUGCUCAAUUCUCGAGUGUUUUCCGGCAGCCGGGCAGCUGGAGCCGACUCCAUGUAUAAUGACAUUCCCAUUUACGAUGACUCACAUGAUGAUACACUGUGGGAAGGCCGCCGGGGAACCGCCUACGGAGAAGGGCAACGGAGGGAACGUGCUGGAUCACGGGCGACAGAUACCUACGAUGAGUACGAAUAUCGAGACCGUCCUCGCCGAGCAACGACUUGGCAGGAUGACUACUAUGAUCGACCGAGCUCUGGCAACAUCAACCGUUCUAAUACGACAAGAGCUGGAGGAUAUGGUGGUGGCGGCGGCGGUGGUGGUUACGACGAUGAAGAAUUUUUCAGUAAUCGCAAUAGACCCACCCGUCCAACUGCACCGAAACCUGUCUUUGGCCAGAAGACAGGCUCCGCAGCUGGGUUACGGGAAGAUCAAGCCGUUGCGCUUUUCACAUUUGACGCUGAUCAGGAGGGCGAUCUCGGUUUCAAGAAGGGUGAAGUUAUCACAAUUCUCAAGCGGACCGAGAAGGCUGAAGAUUGGUGGACUGGUAGAAUCGGCGACCGGACUGGUAUUUUCCCAAGCAACUAUGUGGACCCUGUUGUAAAAUGA